UUUCAGAUGGCUCAAAACUUGAUCUUCAUCACAAUUGCUCUUGUUGCAAUCGUCAAUGCCGGUCCAGGGGAGGAAAGAGAAAAAGGACCAGGAGAACACAAAAGAGGUGGAAAACAUCACGGCUUCCCAUCAUUCUUUGGAAAUGUAUCUGCUGAAGGAAGGAAGGAAAUCGCAGUGGUUUUUAAGAAUGAGAAUCUGACAUUGGCUCAAGCUGACACUCAAAUUGCAUCUUUGGCUGAAAAAUAUGGAUUUGCUGCCGCAUACAAAGAGCACAAAGAGAAGGAAGCUGUAAGACAAGCCGAAACAAAAAAGAACACAACUACAGUGAUCAAUAAUCUUUCGUCAGUUGCCACGAAGCUUUCUGCAAUUCGCGAGAACAAGGAUCAAACCCGAAAGGCUCAACAUGAAGCAAUUGAGGCUCUUCGUAACGAAAAUGGAGUUGAAGUUGACACAAUUGAAUUUAUUGCUAAAAGAUCCAGAGGAUUCGGAGGACGUCAUGGUGGACGAAAGGGAGGAAAAGGAGGAAAACAUUUUGGUAAAAAGAAUGGAGAUAAGAAGAGAGGACCACAUGGAGGAGAUGAAGAAGGAAAGAAGACCAAAGAAGCUGCUCAAUAAUUUAUUAGUGGUGCUUUUGUAUUUUCUAUUUUGUCAGAUUCAAAAAGUAAUAAAUUAAUGAACAUAUUGCAUGGA
Messenger RNA from Caenorhabditis elegans, 690 nucleotides. RefSeq names its product SXP/RAL-2 family protein Ani s 5-like cation-binding domain-containing protein (gene srlf-24). Bases 7 to 615 code for a protein of 202 amino acids. The transcript has 2 exons. NCBI's taxonomy places the organism in Eukaryota, Metazoa, Nematoda, Chromadorea, Rhabditida, Rhabditidae. The record is from RefSeq and is marked reviewed.